Entrophospora candida is the source of this 2376-nucleotide messenger RNA. Lineage: Eukaryota; Fungi; Glomeromycota; Glomeromycetes; Entrophosporales; Entrophosporaceae. The record is from the annotation of a GenBank genome assembly.
AAGUUUCUGACAAAGUUCAAGAGAGACCUUUGAAUAAAGAAGAAACUAAUAAAGUUAUAAGGAGACCAAAUUAUGGGAUUAAAGGUCGUGAAACAGAAGUAUAUGCAAAUUAUUUUGAAGUAAAAAAGAUUGCAGAAAAACCAAGUCCUAAAAAACCAUUUCCGGACACUUUACGCGCCGUCUUCCAAAAAUUAGAAGAACAAGAACGUGAUGGAUGGUUUUCAGGAAUUGGCGUUGUUUAUGAUUGCACCUCAACACUUUACACAACUGAAUCAUUAAAUCUUGGAUCCGAGAAUAAAUUUGCUACUACAUCGGUUAUUUUGAAAGAAGAAGGCCAGGAUGGUGAAGAGCAAAAUAAUAAAUUCAAUGAAACUGAAUAUAUAGUUAAAGUUUGUAAACUUCAACGUGUCAAUCUCGAAGAUCUUGAAAAAAACUUCGCAGGAAAUAAUAUGGAUUGGAACUAUUUUGAUUUAGCCGGAAUAGACGGAAUUAAUGCAUUGAUUCACCAUAUUCCUUCAAUGAAAUAUGUACGAAUUGAUGAAUCGAUUUUUUUACCAUCUACUCGGAGAAGUUUGGGAGGUGGUGCAGAGAUAUGGAUGGGUUGGUUUGAGAGUUUUAGACCUGGACAAGAUAAAUAUUUUAUCAAUGUUAACACAACAUUUAAAGUAUUUUAUGAACCGGGUAACCUGGUAGAAUUAAUUAAAAAGUUUUUAGGACUAAGGCCAACCGAAUUUCUUCCAUCCAGAUUGGACCAAAAUAGACAUGAAAGGAUAAAUAAAUUCAUAAAAAAUUUAAAAUUUAACCUAACAUAUCGUAAUAAUAGAAUUAUGAAAAUUAAAGGAUUGAGCACUUUUAAAUCUUUUGAAGUUAAAUUUGAUUCCGAAGAAUUUGGUAAACAAAUAGACGUUCAAAAAUAUUAUUAUCUCAAAUAUAAAAAAAAUUUGGAAUAUUCGUAUCUUGUAGAAAUUAAAGGUCAUGAUACCAUUAAAGUUCCUAUUGAAGGUCAAAGAUUUAAAACUUCAAACUUAAGUGGUGAACAGAGAAAAAUAAUGAUUAAACAUACGGCAUUAUGUCCUAGAGAUAAUAUCAAAAGUUUGAAAGAAGGAAUAAAUAAUGUUUUAGAAUUUAAAAAUGAUGAAAAAUUAAAAGAAUUUGGCACUGUCAUUGAUACAGAAAUGACAAUUGCUCCAGCUCGUGUUUUGUCACCACCUAGUGUUUUGUAUCAUCCUAAUUCCAAAGCUGGCAAGUCUUUUGUUGCAGAUAAAGGUGUUUGGAAUCUUCGAAAUCGGAAAUAUAUUAAAAGUGGGACUCCCCUUAAUUAUUGGAUUGUGAUUGUGUUUUCUCGAUUUUCGCACAAUAUGCUUUAUUCUCUUAAAGGUCUCAUCAAAGAAUUUGUUAGAAUUAGUAGAGCUCAAGGGAUGGAAAUCUAUCAAGACAACCCCAGAAUUGAAUUCUGUAGAGAUGAGGUUGUAUCAGAAAUUAUUGAAGAAGAAAUUAAAAAACAAUAUCGCAAUGCCAAUAAAAUGUUAAAAAAUGAUAUACAAUUUAUGUUUAUCGUUCUUCCUGAUGAAGAUGAAAAACGGUAUCAUGCUGUUAAAAACACCGUUGACACUAUUCUUGGAAUACCGUCUCAAUGUGUACAAUAUGAUAAAAUAAAAAAAUCGUCACAGCAAUAUUUUGCUAAUGUUUCAUCAAAGGUCAAUAUAAGACUUGGAGGUAUCAAUCAAUCCAUUGAUGGAAUUAAUGUACCCUUUUGGAAAAACGAUCACGUCUUAUUACUCGGAGCAGAUGUUACGCAUUUUACUGGACAAGCAGGACCUACGGUCAUGCCCUCAAUUUGUGCUGUUGUUGGUUCUCUUGAUAAACAAGGUGGACAGUAUUUUCCCAUGAUAGAAAGUCAAAAAGUAGGACAAGAAAAAAUCGAAAACAUUAGUGGAAUGGUUUAUCGAAUCUUGUCAGUUUAUCGCGAAAAAAAUGGAGCCCUGCCUGAUCGUAUAAUCAUGUAUCGUGAUGGUGUAUCCGAAAGUCAAUUCAAGAUGGUUUUAGAGUAUGAACUCAAAAGAUCAAGGGCUUGUAUAAAAUUAAGUGGGUCAUAUAAACCAAAAAUCACAUUUAUAACAAUAGGCAAAAGACAUCAGACAAGACUUUAUCCAAAGGAGCAAAUUGAUACUGAUAGUGCUACAAGAUCUGUCUCAAUACCACCGCCUACUUAUUAUGCACAUUUAGCUGCUAAAAGAGCAAGUCCUGACGGAUAUGAGAAACAAUUUAGAUUACAUUGUCCAGGAUUUAAUUUUUUGAUUGCUUACAAAAUGACAGAGAAACGUAAAAAUGACCAAUACACUUAUAUUGUCGAGGAAAGUUUAACUGAAAAUCAAG